Messenger RNA from Beta vulgaris subsp. vulgaris (sugar beet), 960 nucleotides. RefSeq lists its product as uncharacterized. The transcript has a single exon. The record is from RefSeq and is a predicted model, not a curated record. NCBI's taxonomy places the organism in Eukaryota, Viridiplantae, Streptophyta, Magnoliopsida, Caryophyllales, Amaranthaceae. Bases 92 to 955 code for a protein of 287 amino acids.
CUUGCUUCAUAUAUACAAACUUAUUUUCACCUUCUAAUAGGAUCUCGUUUUUCUUUAAUAUUUAUAUUUGUGGCACCAUCAAGUUCUACUUAUGGCUCUUCUAGUAACAGUUGGGAAUCUUUGUGAUCUCCAUGUAGUAGCUCGUUCCUUCCUCAUUCUUCUUUCCGAAAAACUUUCAUAUGAUCUAAAGUUGUCGCUUCUCAUUAUGGCACUUUUCAUGUGGCUACAAGAUCAAAAUAACGACCCAUUUGUUAUACAUAGGUUGUUACAUAAAUCGGAUAACGUUGCUCUAGAAAUGGUAAUUAGAGAAGCUGUUCACUAUAUAAACUUCUUAUCAUCAGAUUCUUCGGAGAAUUUAUCGAUUAAUCCACCAUUUUUUGGUAAUCCUUUAGGCUUAACUAUUCCUAUAAAGUCCCUUUAUCAAAGCAAAUAUACUGCUAUUAGUGGCAUAAAAAGAUAUCUUAGAACUACUUGCUUUCGAGUCUUUUUUGACAUACUAUCAUCAAAGCUUCGAUUCGAUAGUUCGAUUCGAUUUCUUCCAUAUCAACUUAUCCACAUUCCUGGAUCUCCAAAUCCGACUUUUGGUCCUAUCUACUUCAAAAAUUGGCCUAGGAGUCAUGUUUUCACCACAAAUUUUGAAAUUUGUUCAUGGAUAAAUGCACAAGGUUACGUCGAGGAUGAAGAGGACCGAAGUUUAUAUGUCACAUUUUCGCAUGGUUUUUCAGUAUCGAAAGAUGAAUUGAGAAAACUCUUCACAUCGAAUUUCGGAGAUUGUGUGCAAAAUGUGGAUAUGAGUCAUACUACUCAUUCUCGACAAGUUUUAUUUGCACGUCUUAUAAUGAAGUGUGUUGAGGUGAUUGAUUUUAUACUUAAAGGCAAGACUGUAGCCAAGUUUAAGAUUAGAGGAAAACAUGUAUGGGCAAAGAAGUAUAAAUGUCAAAAGCCAUGUAUGUAAAUGGU